GUCAAACACAAUUAUUUACAAGAACAAUCAAAAUAGCAACCAUGCCUCUCUGCACCCUCCACCUCAUCGCCUUAGACCCUACUCAGCCCAGGGCGCAGCAGUCGUUUCUCUCAGCGCUCAAGGCCACUACAAUCUCGCCCCUCGUCCUGUCCCGCGUGAUACGGUGGAUCAUCCUGCCCUCGACAUUAUCCACCGAGCACCUGCUCGCCCGCAACGCCCGCUGGGACUUCCUCCUCAUCCUGGAAGGCCCGGCUGCCCCGCUACCACCGUCGUUGCAACCACACAUCCGGCUCACAUGGAGCAUAACCGCUGGCGUGCCGUCCCGCCUGACCCAGGACUUUGCCGCCAGGAACCGCAAGAUGCUGCAGGCCGUGCCGCCGGGGGGCACCAAGGCCGCCAACGACGCCGCCCUGGGGACCACGGAGGAGACCACCACCACCCCCACCACGCCGCCGUCCUCGUCCUCCCCACCCCCCUCCGCACAGAGCCUCGAGCUCUCGUCCGGCCUCAGAGACUGGAUCCGGGGUUUCGUGGCGGGCGGGGGCGAAGAGGCGCGGGGCGCCGUGUCGAUGCUCAACCUGCUCUCCUUCCGGCCGGGCAGGAAGGGGUCGUACCUCGAGUACGGCAGGGCGUUUGCCUCGUCCGUUGGGGCCUCGCACGGCGGGGACGCCAAGAUCGUCGGCGGGGUCACGCACACCAACGGGUCACCGCGGGGGCAGAACGCACGGGACGGGGAGGGCUGGGAUGAGAUCGCGCUCGCGCACUACCCUAGUACUCUGCAUUUUGCGGCGAUGCUGAGUGACCCCAGGUAUCAGGAGGUUAACCAUAAGUACAGGUUGCCGGCGCUGAGGGACACGGCGAUCUUGAUGACGAGCGAGGUUGCGUGUGGGCUGGAGGGGGAGGGACUGCUGGAGGCGAGAUUGUAG
Molecule: messenger RNA, 926 nt
Organism: Diaporthe batatas
Lineage: Eukaryota; Fungi; Ascomycota; Sordariomycetes; Diaporthales; Diaporthaceae
Exons: 1
Coding region: 42-926 (294 amino acids)
Source: RefSeq, a predicted model, not a curated record